CAAACAAAACUCCCCAACUUGCGACUCUUCCUUAUUUUUGUUUUUCUUCUCCGGCGAACCUCGCCCAUUUCAUCUUGACACUUUUAGUUCUUGUUCUCCCCGAUUGACGACAGCAACGACCAUUGAUACCCUAACUAUCAUUUGCUUGUGUUUUUCAAGAUUUCAUUUAUCUAAUUCUUAGUACUUUGUUUCCCCUAAACAAACCGCAACCGUCAAAAUGGUUUUGCACAACCCCAACAACUGGCACUGGGUCAACAAGGAUGCCACCUCGUGGGCCAAGCAGUGGUUUGAGGACAACCUCACCAAGCUUGAGGCCAAGGAGGGAGAUGUGACUGCCAAGAUUAGCAAGGUUAUUAGCAUGGAUGGAGAUGUCGAUGUUGCGCAGCGCAAGGGCAAGGUGAUCACCAUUUUUGAUGUCAAGUUAACCCUGGAGUACACAGGCUCCACUGCCACCGACGACAAUGUUUCGGGCACCAUUACCGUUCCCGAGGUGUCUCAUGAGUUGGACGAGGACGAGUUCGUUUUCGAUAUUGAUAUCUACUCGGAUGCCAACGAGAAGAGGCCCGUCAAGGACCUUGUGCGCAACAAGCUUGUUCCCCAGCUCCGUAAGGAGUUCUUGAAGCUCUCCCCGGCGCUCAUCGCUGAGCACGGCAAGGACAUCCAGCAUGCUCCCGGUUCCAACCCCUCGAGCGGCUUCUCCACCCCCAAGUUCGUGCCUCAGCCUGCCUCCUCGAGCGCCCGCGCUGUCACCACCACUUCCUCCUCCUCCUCAUCCUCGGCGAUCAACACGACGACAGUUGUAGACUCGGCUGAGUUCCGCACAAGCGCAGACGAGCUCUACGCUACAUUCACUGACCCCGGCCGUCUCGCCGCUUUCACCCGCGCCCCUCCCAAGGUGUUUGAGGGUGCCAAGCCGGGCGGCAAGUUCGUGCUCUUUGACGGAAACGUUUCGGGCGAGUACGUCGAGCUCCAGGAGCCCACCAAGAUUGUCCAGAAGUGGCGUCUUGAGCAGUGGCCCCAGGGUCACUACUCGACCCUGAAGAUCGAGUUCGACCAGAACGACGUUGACAAGGUCACUGUUAUGCGCGUCGAGUGGACUGGCGUCCCCGUCGGCCAGGAGGAGAUUGUCAAGAACAACUGGAAUGAGUACUACGUCCGCAGCAUCAAGAGGACUUUUGGCUUCGGAACUAUCCUCUAAACCGGGAGUACAGAAUCAUAACAACACACACUUCAAAUGAAUGGGACCAAAUGAAUGACACGGCGUUUGUGGCGAAGCGAGUGGUUUGUGGGCAGGUUGAUCGAAUGGUUGGUUGGAACUGGCAUCAAUGGCAUUUUAGAGCAACUUUGGUGAACAAAUGCAAAAAUAAUUCAGCAUUCCUCAAUGGGCAUAUCCGCCAGCGACGACGACGAACGAAGCCGAUUAGAACAGGCAGAGUGGCUCAGCGAUCGGCGGCAACGACAGCGAACAUACGUGUCGUCACGGUAUAACGAGACAAGUAGCGACAAUCGAACUUGCAUUUGCGAGUUGCACUUUUGUGUUUUCCUUGUUCAAGGACGGUGGUGAAAACUCUGGGUGAAAAACACAACGGCAAGGUUGCCAGCGAUGCGCUUCGGCGUGUCAUUUGACAUUCAUGAUCAUUUCUCCCCCGUUGACAUGGAUGCAAGCUCUGGCAUAGAUUGAUACUUUGUUUGACCCAUUGCUGGGCACCCACGUUGAGAGAUCGUUCCGAUCUCAAAGAUGGGUGGGAAUCAGUGGAGGUUACAGUUCUUUGGCAAUGCUGUUUUGUCAUGAAGAGGAUGGGGUCUCCGGCAUGUGAGGUUUGUGAAGUUUGAUAACCUCGAAAGUCUGCCCUGAAUGGACUUUCACAGUACGUGUACCCCUCAGCUACCGCAAGUACUGAGUCGUAAGACAUUUAUGAAAGGCGUUAGCUAGGAAGAUGGGAAAAGCCCAUUGGACUCAUUUCUCACAAUCUGGUUGUGCACAUGCUCCAUGGUAUUCUCCAAAAGUACCAUGUUUAGUAUAUUUGGGUACAAGCGCUAGGUAGCCGAGCGAAUAUACUACUUUUAGCAGC
Molecule: messenger RNA, 2072 nt
Organism: Neurospora crassa OR74A
Lineage: Eukaryota; Fungi; Ascomycota; Sordariomycetes; Sordariales; Sordariaceae
Product: Aha1 domain-containing protein
Exons: 4
Coding region: 218-1198 (326 amino acids)
Biological process (GO): protein folding; positive regulation of ATP-dependent activity
Cellular component (GO): cytosol
Molecular function (GO): protein-folding chaperone binding; ATPase activator activity
Source: RefSeq, a predicted model, not a curated record